AAAAAGGACUGAAAACAGAUUUAGUGGAAAAACAAAACCUUGCAGUCUCAACGCGAUCGUUCAUCUGUCUUCCUCUGUAUUUACACAUUGACACUAAGUACAAACAUGAAUUCAUUUUAGGAAAUGCUGGCGCCAGAAGAAUCCAUCGAAGAGUGCAAAGAAGCAUUUUAUCUUUUCGACCGAAGGGGAGACAAGAAAGUUGAAUGUAGCCAAAUCGGAGAAGUCAUGCGGGCUCUCGGAACGAAUCCGACAGAAAGCGAAAUUUCAAAAAUUAUUCGUAAUCUGGAUACUGAUAGUACUGGUGUAAAGCGAGUUAGCUUCGAAGAAUUCUUCCCAUUUUAUCAAAAUCUGCUUGAUCGGCAAAAGAAAAGUGGAGGUAAGCUGUAUAAUAUAAAUUUAAUUGCUUUCUUUCUUCGCUUGUCUGUAGGCUCGCUUUUAUUAUGGCUUCGUGAAACUUAGUUUGCGUUUUCCUUUUAAGGAUCUAAAGGCAACGAUAAUAUAUACGAGGUCUGAAACAGAAACCAAUUUUAAAAGACAAACGCUAACAUUUAAAAGGUGACAGUGAUCUGUUUUAUUGUUAAAUUACUCAAAGUACUUUGCUGGAUCAAGCUACAUCGCAGAUCCAACACAUAAUUUGCUUUAGGCAUAUAGUUUUAAAUGAGUUUAAGAUAACUUACUUCGAACAAAACGAUAAGAAGUAAAUAUGAAAGCGAUCUCCGCAGUAAUGAACACUAUUUAAGCAGCAGAAGUGAAAAUAGAGCUUGAAAAAAUCAGGCCUCGACGGGAGUUGAGCCCAUUACCUCUGCGAUACCGGUGCAGUGUGUUGACAACUGAGCUAACAAACCAACUGGGAGCUGGUUAUUAUGUUGGUCCCAAAUAAACCCGUGAAGUGAUGUAUAAAUGACUGUGAAUAUAUAUGAAAAUCAUAUAUGUGAACUGCGCAUAAAGAAUCGAAUAUGAAAGCGAUCUUCGCAGCAAUGAGUAUUACUUAAGAAGUGGAGGAAAUAAGGCCUGAUAAAAAAUCAGUACUGCUUACGUAAUGUUCAUUAUUGUGAAGACCGCUUUCAUAUUCACUUCUUUAUACACAGUUCACAUCAUGAUUUCCAUAAAUUCACAGUUAUUUAAAACAAUUAAUAAGACUCAUAGCUCAUUCAAACCAAAAAUAAAAGCUGUUUCGCAAAACACGGUUAAAGUUGUUUUCCUCCUAAUCGUUGCUAAAACUGAUAUUUGCCGACUUCAAAUUUAGCCGAAUGAAAAUAAACACUGGUGAUCAUUGGAACCUUAGGUAAAAUUCAGUUCUUCAGCUUUCUGUUUCUGAUUUUCAUUCAGCUAAAACUGGUUUAGCGGAAACAUGUUUCCUGGUAUGAAUGGGGUAUUCGUUAACCAAAAAAUUUUGACUCCCUUGGGAAGACUGACUGAUAAAGAACUUGCUAAAAAUCUUUCACGAUAAUUUUCGAGUUUAAUUCGCAUUGUAUCUUUCCCUUUCCAGUUGAUCCGGAGCACUUUAUCGAUUGUCUUCGAGUCUAUGAUCACAACUGCAACGGGCUCGUAAACGCCUCCGAAUUACGUCAGUUGUUACGCUGUCUGGGUGACAAGUUGACAACUGAAGAGCUUGAUCAACUUUUGCUUGGGUUCGAAGAUAGUGACGGCCUGAUUUUGUACGAGGACUUUGUGAAACACAUCAUGUCAGGAUAGAAUCACGCGCAGCUGAUCAAGAAAACAUGUCUUUUUUUCUUCCCUCGUUGAUGAACUUGAAACUUUAUAUUUAAGAUGAUAGGAACC
Messenger RNA from Pocillopora meandrina, 1782 nucleotides. The record is from the annotation of a GenBank genome assembly. Lineage: Eukaryota; Metazoa; Cnidaria; Anthozoa; Scleractinia; Pocilloporidae.